Patella vulgata (common limpet) is the source of this 2031-nucleotide messenger RNA. Its product is annotated as G2/mitotic-specific cyclin-B-like. Gene Ontology annotation, molecular function: cyclin-dependent protein serine/threonine kinase regulator activity. The record is from RefSeq and is a predicted model, not a curated record. Gene Ontology annotation, cellular component: cytoplasm; nucleus; cyclin-dependent protein kinase holoenzyme complex. Gene Ontology annotation, biological process: mitotic cell cycle phase transition; regulation of cyclin-dependent protein serine/threonine kinase activity. The transcript is spliced from 8 exons. Lineage: Eukaryota; Metazoa; Mollusca; Gastropoda; Patellidae. The coding region runs from base 122 to 1348 and encodes 408 amino acids.
GACUGCUGUGUCUGUACAUGUAAAUGACAAGAGAGGGAAUAUUGUGUGUAUAUUCAGAUCUAAGGAUAAGGGAUAAACUAAUGCUUAUAUUCCAGUCUCUGUUGUAAAUCCAUGUUUGAAAAUGACUACAGUUACACGCUCUUCAUCGGCUAAUCUUGGUGCUAGUCAAAAGUUGGCUGUGAAGAAAGGUGAUGCAAUGAUGUCGAGUAAAGGUAUUUCCAACCGAAGCAAUCGGUCUGCUUUAGGAGACAUAGGAAAUAAAGUUUCUAAUAUGACUAUUGACCCAACGAAAAAAGCAUUAGGCCUACCUGUAAUCAAAAAGGAGAUAAUUCAGAAAUCCAAGUUUACAAGAAGUAAGACUACCGUUUCGGAAUCGGAUAUCUUGUUACAGGAGAAAGAGUCUGCUGUUGUAGUAGAGCUUAUACCAUCUUUAAAGAUGCCAUCUGAACCAAUUGUGUCGACUGUUGAUCUUAUGGACAUUAGUGAAGACAAACCAGACGCCUUCUCCAAAGUUUUAUUAACAGUUGAAGAUAUUGACGCCAACGACAAAGAUAACCCCCAACUUGUCAGUGACUAUGUCAAUGAUAUUUACCAUUACAUGAGACAUUUAGAGGAAACGUUUGCCGUAAAAGCUAACUUUCUUGAAGGACAAGAAGUAACUGGUAAAAUGAGAUCAAUCUUGAUUGAUUGGUUAUGCCAAGUUCAUCACAGAUUCCAUCUAUUACAAGAAACUUUAUAUUUAACGGUUUCUAUAAUAGACAGGUUUUUGCAGGUUCAUCCGAUUUCUAGAAAUAAGUUGCAGUUAGUUGGGGUUACCUCAAUGCUGCUUGCUUCAAAAUAUGAAGAAAUGUACGCCCCCGAAGUGGCGGAUUUUGUGUACAUAACGGACAAUGCUUAUACCAAAGCCGAUAUUAGGACUAUGGAACAAACAAUAUUAAAAACACUAGAUUUUAGUUUUGGAAAGCCAUUGUGUUUACAUUUUUUACGAAGGAAUUCUAAAGCUGGUCAGGUUGAUGCAACCAAACAUACACUUGCCAAGUAUUUAAUGGAACUUACCAUUAUAGAGUAUGAUAUGGUGCAUUGUAAUCCAUCUAUUAUAGCUGCUGCAGCUUUAUGUUUAUCUAUGAAGGUGCUAGAUGAUUCACAAUGGUCUGAAACCUUAGCUCAUUACAGUAACUACUCGGAAAAAGAGAUUUAUCCAGUAAUGCAGAAAUUAGCUCAGUUGGUGGUUAAAGCAGAAACUAGUAAAUUAACGGCUGUAAAGAUAAAAUAUUCCAGUUCAAGGUUUAUGAAAAUCAGUUCCAUUCCAGAAUUGAAAUCUAAUGCUAUAACGGAUCUCGUAUUAUAGUGAAUGUAGUGUAAUUGUUUAUUGACAAUUUUAUAUAGUUGAGUGUUGGAAGAAUGCCAGAAUUCAUAUUUGUAUCAAGUGGUCAGAAUGCAAACAAUGUCUUUCAUAUGUAUUUUUAUAUUGUAUUGUGUUUUAUUUGUUGGUAUAUGUGAAUGAAAACAAGCACGAUUUUUAUUUGUAUGAAUGUUUUAAUCAAUGCCUUUCCAAAUGUUUUUUAUAGUGAAAUACUGUACUAAUUAUGUAAGAUUGUUUUAAAAUGGCGUUUUUGUUUUUAAAUGUCGACGGACUUGUAUAAAUAACACUGUGGAUGUUUUUCGAAGUCCAGGAACAUACAGAAUUGCAAUGAAUGACGAAUCAAGUCCUGUCACAUGACCUUAUCACUGGGGUCUUGUCUCAUUCGUGGGAUUGGAAAUCAAUUCUGAAACAUUUCAAUGAAGUAUCCCCUAGGUGUUAGGGAAAUUGUAAGCACUGCAGAAUCAUGUACAGUUUUAAUAAUACUAAUUGACAUGUACAGGGUUAAAACAGACCAAAAGAAAUGACUGUGAUUUUUAUCUUAUUCCAUUGUACAUCUGUAAAUAUUCAUGAAUAAACUGUUAAGUUAUUACAACUUUGUCCCAUUCAUUUAAAGCCGUCUUCCACGAAUAUUUGUAUUGGUAUUUACAGAAUAAAUACUUUUCAAAUUA